CCUUUUGCCUCCUACUCUCCUGCUCCUUCCCGUCCGCACCUCUUUGGGGCUGGGGCCGCUUUCUUCCCUAUGCAGCUCGGGGGGGCGGGGCUAACAACGACUCCGCCUGGCAGCACCUGGCGCAGGUGAGCAAGCGCCGGAGCAAAGCGGGGCCGCAGCCCAGGUGAACGAGCGCCAGAGCGGUUACAUUUUUGUCUUGAAAGCUGUCAUUUGUAGCAGGGAUUGGAACGGAUGAUGAUCAUGUAAUCUGUGUAUACUAGAGAUUAGUUCAGUGGGUCAAGCUUCUUGCAAUCAUAAGAUAAUGGCUUUACAUCCGCGCAGAGUUCGAUUGAAACCCUGGCUAGUUGCUCAGGUAGACAGUGGUAUGUAUCCAGGUCUUCUUUGGCUUAACAGGGAUGCAAAGCGAUUUCAGAUCCCUUGGAAGCAUGCAACUCGGCACAGUCCUCAGCAUGAAGAGGAGAACACCAUAUUUAAGGCCUGGGCAGUGGAAACGGGAAAAUAUCAGGAAGGAGUUGAUGAUCCUGACCCUGCCAAAUGGAAAGCUCAGCUCCGCUGUGCUCUCAACAAAAGCCGGGAAUUCAACCUAAUGUAUGAUGGCACCAAAGAGGUGCCGAUGAAUCCUAUUAAAAUUUAUGAAGUGUGUGACAUCCCACAAUCCCAGGGAACAAUAAUUAAUCCAGGUUCUACUGGUUCAGGUCCGUGGGAUGAGAAAGACAAUGAUGUUGAUGAUGAAGAUGAGGAUGAACUAAACCAGUCUCACAAUGUACCUAUUCAGGAUACUUUUCCAUUUCUUAAUAUCAAUGAUUCCCCAAUGGCACCCGCUAGCGUGGAGACCUGCAGCCCUGAAGCUGUAUGGCCAAAGAAUGAACCUCAAGAUAUAGAGAUGCCUAUGCCUCCACCAAUUCUGCAGCAUGAUAUGUUCAGCUCUCCUGAGCUUUGGAUUAGCUCUCUUCCAAUGACAGAUCUUGAAAUCAAGUUUGAGUAUCGAGGCAAAGAGUUUGGGCAGACAGCGACCGUGAGCAACCCUCAGGGCUGCAGACUUUUCUAUGGAGAACUGGGUCCAAUGCCAGAUCAAGAAGAACUCUUUGGUCCUAUUAAUUUGGAGCAAGUAAAGUUUCCAGGACCAGAACAAAUCACAAAUGAAAAGCAAAAGCUCUUCACAACCCGUCUGCUUGAUGUCAUGGACAGAGGGCUGAUCCUGGAAGUCAGUGGUCAUGCUAUUUAUGCUAUCAGGCUUUGCCAGUGCAAAGUGUAUUGGUCUGGACCAUGUGCACCUUCCUCCACCACACCAAACUUGAUUGAAAGACAAAAGAAAGUCAAGCUCUUCUGUUUAGAAACAUUCCUAAGUGAACUGAUUGCCCAUCAGAAAGGACAGAUGGGUAAACAACCACCAUUUGAGAUCUACUUUUGUUUUGGGGAAGAAUGGCCGGAUGGAAAAUCUAAAGAGAGAAAACUUAUUGUUGUUCAGGUAAUUCCAGUUGUAGCUCGGAUGAUCUAUGAGAUGUUCUCUGGUGACUUCACCCGCUCCUUUGACAGUGGCAGUGUAAGGCUUCAGAUUUCUACCCCUGACAUCAAGGACAACAUUGUUGCUCAGCUGAAGCAACUCUACCGUCUGUUGCAGAAUCAUCAAGAAGGCUGGCCAAUCCAGCCACCAAGCAUUCAGAUGACCCCACCUCUCACAGCACAGUGAUGACCAAGUCUUGCCUAAAUGACGAAUUAGUAAAAGUAAAUGGAUUUAUAAAUCGUGUGUUUUUUUCAAUUAAUUUUUAAAGUAUUUUGAGUAAGUGCAACUUAAACAAGAAUCAGUUAUGUAUAAUGUAAUCUGUUUUAAAUGUAUACUUUGCAAAAAUUGCUCUGGAAUACUGCAUGUAGACAAGAACAUUUGUCCUUUCCCCCUUCAAUUAAUGUAAAUAUAUCAAAAGAUUUUUAAUUUGUGCCUUGCUUACAUGUAAUACACAGUAUUCUCCUUGAAUGUGAUCAGAGUUCAGGUGUUCUUUCUCCUUUAACUUUAUCCCUAGUUUUUUUCUUACCCACUGGUUUGAUAAUACAGUCAAAUUUAUUACAUAUAUUGCAUGUUUCUAUAUACUUAGAUUUUUUUAAAAAAAAUCUAGUGCUUUUGGCACAUAUGUGAAAUAUUUAACUAAUGCAAAGUAUUUUUUAGUGGCCAUAACUGUGUCAGUAUUCUAACCCGACAAUAAAAAUUGCUUGGCCAAGUACUGAUCUGAGACUGAGUAGUACUCUGGAUUUUCCUUGAGUAAACCACUGCUAUUUGAUAGCAUCUCCUGUCUUUGUACGGAUGAAUAGUGUGACGUUAUGUUUAAGUCUGAAACUGCAUAGUUUUUAUUAAAGUGACAAUUAGUUGAGCUGUUCAGAUGAUACUAAAUUAAGUGGAAAUCAAACAAUUCCCUUUAUUGCCCCAUGUUGAAUGCCAUAGCUCAAUACAUCAACUGGUUAUUGUAUAAUGUGGAAAAUGAUCAGCUACAAUCAAUGGUUUCCAGCCUGAUAAGUUAUGAUGAGAGAGAAAGAACAUAAGUGACAUUUUCUGUUGGUCUAGUCCCUGGUCUUCAGACAGAUUCAAACAUCAGCUACACUCUGGUGUGUGUUACUAUGCCAGGUUGCCAGAAGAUAGGAAAGGGAACCAAAGCCCCCUCUGCUUGCUCUGUGCAGGAACUGUUUUAUACAGAUAUAAGCAGAUUGUGAACCCAGGAAAUUUGAAUAUUGUUAGAGAUGUAAUCCAGCUAGCUGUAAGUAUGACUGUGCUUUGAAUGCUAAGCCACAGCUUUGUUCUGUACUGGUUAAGGGAAGCAUUCUUGCAUGUUUGCAUCUUAUGCUGGAAAAUACAUUUGAAUGUAUCACCAUAAACUUUCUGUUAAUCUAUAA
This is a messenger RNA of Rhineura floridana, 2880 nucleotides long. RefSeq names its product interferon regulatory factor 6 (gene IRF6). Gene Ontology annotation, molecular function: protein binding; DNA-binding transcription factor activity, RNA polymerase II-specific; RNA polymerase II cis-regulatory region sequence-specific DNA binding. Bases 302 to 1690 code for a protein of 462 amino acids. The transcript is spliced from 9 exons. The record is from RefSeq and is a predicted model, not a curated record. Gene Ontology annotation, biological process: regulation of transcription by RNA polymerase II; immune system process. Gene Ontology annotation, cellular component: nucleus. Lineage: Eukaryota; Metazoa; Chordata; Lepidosauria; Squamata; Rhineuridae.